CUGAGGUUCUGGGCUCCCCUGCCCCUGUCCCUGUCCCUGGAGGAUGCUGAUGCUGGUGCCCAUCGGGCUCCUAGCGCUGGUCCUGCUCUGGGCGCAGACAGGAGUGACCACAGGGAAAACUGCAGACUCGCAGACUGGACAGGAGGUGGCCUGCAUGGUGGCCUGCGAAGAGACAGCAGAGCCACACCUCCCUGUGGGCACCAGAUACACCUACCUAUUCUCCAGCAACACCAGCACCAGCCUGAAGGGGGCGCCACUGGAGGCGAGUGGCCUGGGCCUCCAGGGUUUGGCUGUCCUUGAAGUGCUAGGCCCAUGCCAGAUGACCUUAUGGUUUCAAGACUUCCAGGUGACGUCUGUUCUGGGGCCCCAGGUGAAGGUUCUGAAGGAAUCAGAGAGUUGGAGUGCUGCUCUGGGUCGCAAUCCUCUUGGCUUCAUCUUCAGUGCCGGGCAAGUGGUCCACUUGUGUCCCCACCACUCUGAGCCACGCUGGGCCUUGAACGUGAAGCGAUCAGUUCUGAGCCUUGUGCAGAGCUGUCCGGGGGUCCACGAGUCUAAGACCUUUGAGGAGGAAGACAUCCUGGGCCGGUGUCCCACCACAUACCAGAGCCAAGGGGAUCAGCUGCUCAAGACGAAGGACUUGGCUCUGUGCUCCCUGCACAGAGUCCACUCCUCCCUGUACAGUCAGCCCCUGCCUGGGAUGUCCAGUCUAGCUUCCAGCUUCAACUGCCGGCAGAGCUUCCAGGCCGGUGUACUGCGCGAGGCUGCCUGUGAGGAGCGGUACGUGGCCGGACCCCUGUUCCAGAAGGCCAGCGCUGUGCACACACUGGUGUUCUCCUCCCUCACACUGCUGCGCGUGGUAGCCCAGGACCCAGCCACCACAGAUACAGACUACAGAGAUGUGAGUCCCAGCAGCCUGCAGUACGAAUGGGAGGAGACGCCGUCCCCAGCCACAGUGGCCACGGCAGCUGCAUUAGUGAGGAAGCUGUGUGUGGCUCAGCCUACCAGCUUUGAGGCCACAGAGACAUUCCUGAUGCUGGUGUCUGAGCUCCAAGGCCUUUCUGUGGAUGAGCUGAUUGCAGUCUGGCGCCAUUCAUCUUUUAAAUGCCAUGAUGAUCGGCAUCCACUGGUAGACGCUCUGCCUUCCUGUGGCACCCAGAACUGUGUGGACCUCAUGAAACAGCUCAUCUUGGCGAGGGAGGUGGAAGCAGACCAGGCUGAGGCAUGGCUGUGGUCGCUGGCCUUCAUCCCAAAGCCCACAGAUGCCAUGGUGCUUACACUGUUGCCACUGUUGCAGUCUCCAGGGGCCAGCCCAGGGGCCUUUCUUGGCAUCUCAGCUCUGGUACACAACCUCUGUGCUGCUCUGGAUGGGCACUGCCAACAGCUACCUGGAGCUGGCUCCCUUGUGAAGAUUCUGGGAGAGGCUUUGGGUGUGAACUGCAGCUUCCCGGAGCCUGUGGAUGCUGGUCAGCUUCAGCUUGCACUGAAGGCCAUCGGCAAUGCUGGUCUGGCAGCAGCAGAUCUCGCCCCUGUGCUGAGUGCCUGUGCAUCCCUGAGGGGCGUCUCUCUGGAGAUCCGGCUGGCGGCUCUCCAGGCCUUCCGGAGGAUCCCUUGCUCUGCAGAUAGGUCAGUGCUCUCUCACCUGUACCAAGCUCCCGAGGAGGACACAGAGCUCCGUAUCAAUGCCUACCUGGCUCUGAUGAGGUGCCCCAGUGAGGAGGUGCUUGCCCAGGUGCGGCACACACAGGCAACCGAGCGAUCUACCCAGGUGGGCUCCUUUGUGUGGAGCCACAUCCUGCAGCUGCUGGAGACGGAAGAUCCCCUGAAACGUGACCUUCGGGACUCCCUCCCUGAGGACAUCCUCAGUCAGCCGUUCCAGACAGAGACCUGGAAACACUCCACCUAUUCUGAUGUCACCUUCCGCUCAACAUCUGGCAGCCUGGGAGGCAACCUGGAGAGGACCCUCCUCUUCUCCUCCGGCUCUUUCCUCCCCUGUUCUGCCAUGGUAAACCUCACUGUCCAUGCUGCUGGCCGGGCCUUCAACCUGCUGGAGCUGGGACUCCAGCUGGAAAAUGCUGAAGACAUCAUCCAUAGUCUACUGGGCCCCAAAUCCUUCUGGAGGCAGGAAGAGAAGAGAGAGGCUGAGCCAGAGAAUUCUUGGGGGCCAGAGCCAGACCUGGACAGCUCUGACUGUCCGGGAGAAAGAUCCAGAAAGAUGAAGGACCUCCAGGAGAAGGUAGCCCAGCGGUACAGGGCAAGACGAGCACCAAGCUGCCGGCUGAGUGUCAAAGUGUUCGGGCACGAGCUGAGCUUCCUGGACUGUGGGCCUCUGGGGGACCACGGGAGACGCUGGUCUCUGCACCUGGCUGAACUUGCCAUGACGUUCCUCAAGGGGCAGGAGAUGCAGGUGACCCGGAGACUGUAUCUGGCUGUGGGGGAGCUCUUCUUUCCCACAAUGUCUGGCAUUCCAGCCAGGCUCACCAUACAUGCCUUGGCCACUGUCAGCAUCCAUGUCCAAGGCGUGGCUGACUUUCAGCAACUCUCAGAUUUCUCCCUGAGGGGUUACUUCAAGCCCAGUGUCCUCCUUCAGGUCUCGGCUCAGAUGGGCACUGCAGGGACCCUGGGGCAGGCCGGGCUCAGGUGGUUGACCCGUGUCCGUGGCACCGCCAGCCUAGACGGUGGGAUCCAAGCGAGGAAGGGUCAGAACCUCAGAGUGCAUCUGAAUGCCCCAGAGGACUCAGUGGAGCUACUCAGCUUCAGCUCCAGGCUGUAUCUUGUCACCGGGGACAGUGUGAAGAACCUAAGUGAAGGUCACCGCUUCUCCGAGUCCCGGUCCUGUACCCAUGAAGCGUCCCAAGCCUGGGGUUUGCAGCUGUGUGCUAAUGUGGCCUGGCCAGGGCCCGGUCAGCCCUCCCUGCUCUCGGCACCUGUGUUCGCCAAUUUGAUUCUGAAGAAGCAGGACCCAGGACUUCAGCUGUACCUGCUGGAAGCUGCCUACACCCUCCAUUUCCAGAAGGACAGUUGGCUCCCUGAAGAAGCCACAGCCCACCUCUUCAUGGGUACACCCCAGUCAGGCGUGGCCAGGGAUGUGGGCAUGGACAUCAGCUACAGCGUGCCGCAGAGGAUGUGUCGGCUCAAGCUGCUGCACCCCAAAAAGAAAAUCCAGCUGGAUGGUAAGAUGGAGGUUCUCAAGAGUACACGCAUGGGCCAUCUGGAGCUGGUGCUCGACGACAAGGAUGUCUAUUACAUCAAGGGCCAGAGUGACCUGCAGCCAGAGUCGGGCAACAAGACCCAGCGCUUUGAGGCCCAGGUGGAGGCAAAGUUGGUGACAGCAGGCCGACCUAUAGUCCUUGAUGGGAACAUCACGUGGCAGGCAGGCAGCAGGCUGUCCAUCUCUGCAUCUCUGAGGCGCAUGCUGAAUGACCAGGCUCACUUAACAGUGUUGCUGGAGAAGAAGGCGGAGGCUGGGCUGCAGUCGGCCACCUUGGACAUCCAGCUGCAGGUUCCAGGUGUGGCAGAACUCCACAUGCAGGGCCUGCUGGAGCAGCAUGGCCCUGUGGGAAGCAGCACCCUGAGGAUCAAGUACGGCCUCCUGGGUCAGACGAGGCGUGUUGCCCAUGAGUGCAGUACCCACCAGAGGCUGAGGCUGGAGAAUGGCCCCAAGGACACCCGUGAGUUGGAGCUGGCCCAUGAGUUCCACUGCACACAGCUCCCGGUCAUCAGUCACAAGGUCCAGCUACAGUACACACAAGGCCUGGACCACCUCCGCUGGCUGCUGGAGGCCAGCUACGGGGAGCGGUGGGCUGAGAGCAGCAACAAGAGAUUCUUGCACAUCAGCCAGACCUUCAAGAACGAUUCCGGACCAGCACUCCGCAAUUACUUCCUGGAGUUUGCACUGCAGGUCCCGGAGAGGCGGGUGGCCUGCCUCACACAGCUGUUCCACUUGAGCCUCCGGCAGCCCCAUGUCAAGAGCAGCACAUACCUGAAGGUGCUGCUCAAUGGGCAGGGGCCCUUGGCUGUAGGCUUGCACUGGAAGGACACAUCCAGGACCGUCCUGUGGAGAUGGGAAGGAGACUUGACCUUGGACAGUCCAUGGCUCACAGUGUCGGCAGCUCACAGGCUCUACUGGCCACACUGGGCCGAGUUCCAGGCUGUCUCAGAGCUGACGCUGGCCAAGGCCUGGACCCUCAAGGAUCUGGUGGUCAGCAUGACCUGCAGGAGCCAGGGCCAUGACAGGGAAGUCAAGAUCCAGGUGUACACUGAAGCCAACACCUAUCUCUGGGUUUCCAUGGUGACAACCUUGAUGCCAGGCCUGUUCCACAGCAGGAGUGAGCUCCAGUCAGCCUGGAGUGCAACUGUGCAGAGUGAGGUCCGUGCAGAGAGCAGCCAGCCCAGGAAGGUCCUGCACUGCUGGUUGAAGAGUCUCCAGCGGGAGCUGAACCUCACAGCAGCCUACAAGCACACAAGGAAGCCCCAAAAGACCUAUGUGCUGCUGACAGUCCUGGGGACUGGUGUCCUGGGCCAGCCUGGAGGCCUGCAGCUGGAGGGAGAGCUGGAGCAGCUGCAGAGAGGCAAGGCAUUGUACCAGAAGCAGGGAACAUUGCUCCUCAGGCACUCCUGGCACCUCCUGGUCCCUCGGAGCCUCCUCUUGCAGGGGACCUUCACGGUGGACAAACAGCGCCAGCGUCACUUCCUGGAGACCAAGGCUAUCCUGAACGGCCAGGAGGAGAUCCUACACACUGUGGUGCUGGGCUGCCAGGCUGGACACCCCUAUAUCUGCACAGGCCUGACCCACCCCUUUGAUGAUAAGGCUAUCCCCAGGAGUCUCGAGGGGUGCCUGGAGGCUUGGAAUCUGAGCAAUGCUAAGAACAGUGAGGUCAAGGCUACAUUAAAAGUCAACCAGAAAGUCAUUCUGCAUCUGAAGGGUUUACACCAGGGCAGCUCUCAGCACAGAGGGAUCCGGCACAGCGUGGCUUUGGAUGCCACCCAUUCCUCCCAGACCCUCCGCUUGAACGGUGGCUUUGACCUCACAUGGCCUCGACAAGGAGCAUUUGACUUCAGCGUGCGUGUACAAGCUGCUACCAACCACAGUGCCACAUCCCAGGUCUUGGUCCAGCUGAACAAAUCAAGCUCCCACUUGGCAUUUUUCUUGCAGCUCCAUCCUCCAGACGGCCUUGCCUUCCCACCCAGCUUACAGGUACAGGCUGCCACAGUACGUCACAAGGAACGCAGAGUGGACAUGUCCCUGUCUGUGCACGUGUCCGGCCGUGAGCUGCUUCUGUUAGAGGUGGACACCAGCAAGCAACACAUCAGGAGCCGCUGGGGCUGGGACUUGAGGGUCUCUCUCCACCAGGCUGUCUUCAGCACCCCCAGAGUCCUUCAGCUACAGCUGUCCUCCAUGGUCACCCCAGCAAGGGCACAGCUGUUUUCCAAGGUGCUGCUGGACCAGGACUCAGCACAGCUGCUCCUAAGGAUAUCUGAGGGGAGACGAGAAGGCUGGGUCCUCAGCCUGCGGAGCCUUGCCCAGCACUCAGUGGCUGGCUGGACAAAAGUGCCCUCUGUCCUGAGCCUCAGGGGUGUGCUAAAGCAGAAGAUGACAUUCAGAGAAGGUUCUGUUAAGGUGGCCACCGACUCAGCCAUGCUGAGCCUCCUCCUGCGGGAUAAGCAUGAGGAGACAGGGAACAGCAGUUUGCACAGCAUGACCUGCACCCUCAUCCAGAACUGCAGCCAGGCCUUGCCAGCAGAGCUCCAGCUGAGAGGACGGUGGCAGACCUCCUCCGGAGCCCUCAGGGACCAGGCCAGUGUCCGUGGUGACUUGAUCAGCCUGGCCCUGGAUGGGACCUGCACCUGGGAUCCUGGGCAUCGCCAGCUUUCAGGCAUCCUGACUGACAGCUUCAGCCGGCUGAGGGACACAGACACCUGGAGAGGCCCAAGAUGUCUCAGCAAUGGUCUCUGGGGACAGUGGGACUCUAUGAGUCUGUUUUGGGGCUCAGGAGUCCUGCAGAAUUCUAGCUCCGUUCUGACCCAUUCUGGAUUGGGCUCUUUUGAUCUCGCUUUGCUUCUACCCACUGCCAUCUGUCCUGGUGUCUCUCCUGUAGGAACAGCCUCCAAGGCUGGGGUGCAAGUAACUGAUGCCCAGGAUUCUCCCAACCACUCAGCACAGAUGGAAUGGUGGAGUGCAAACUGUCACCUCGAUGGCCACCUUAACUCCUCAGGCCCCAUCAUGCCCAGCCACAGGCCCUGGGCCCUCCCCUUCUCCAUAUAUGGCCAUGGGCACAUCCAGGUCCGCUGCAGUGGAGACACCUCACCUGCUCAGCUGUUGGGUCCGCGCCAGGGGAACACUGACGAGUGGCCUCGCCAGUUACCAGAGUCUGACCUGGUCUCCAUGGACGUUCGUGAUGGUGCCGCCAGCUUUGAGCACUCCACACAUAUCUCAACAGGCCCUAUGUCCAUCAACUGCUCUGUCAACUACUGGGCCCAUGACAGCCGUCUGGAGCUCUGGGGCCACAGCCGACAUAACAAUGAGGCCCUGCUGCAGACUGGGGUCCCGGAGAAGCUGGACCUGCAAGCUGAACUACAGAUGCAGGAGACCAAGACGUGGGCCCACGUGGUCCUCCGUGGCAGGGACAGCAAAGUGAGUGUGGAUGUGGCAGCCCUGCUGGCCCGGCGGCCAAACGGCACACUGGAGCUGACAGUGAACACCAGCCACACCGUGCAGGCUUUCCAGAGACUAGGCCUGCCCUUCAACAGCCAGUUACUAUUCCGAGAACUCUGGACCUUGGAAGACAUGAGUUCCUUCCUGCAAAUCACUUGUGACACCCAAGAUAUUCUGUUCCUCCAUGUCCAUGGCCAGAACCAUGCCAACAGUAAAGAGCUGCUGCUGCAGGGCAGGCACCACCUCCCCUCCCUCCUGGGCUGCUGUCCCCGCUCAGCUUCCGCCACAGCCAAGCUCUGGUACUCCGAGGAGGAGACCAAAGGCACUUUUGCCCUAGCGGUGGAGGAGCGCUGUUUCCAUGUCAACACCACCCUGCUGGCUGCUCAGGACAGCCUAGACAAUGUCAUCCAGCUGCAGCAGACCUUCCCCCAGCUCAGCACCCUUCCCACAGAGCUGUCCCUGAGGACCGUGAUCCAGAGAGCACAAGGCACCCAUAUCCUGUACCAGGUGGCGCUAUGGGAUGGCAGGGAGGUGGCCCUCAAUGGGAGCCUCUCCCGGCCCCUCUCAGAGUUCUUAGGGAAUAUCCAUCUUCAGGUGGAGUUCUCCCACCAGCUGUCCCUGUCCCUGCCACGACACUGCAGACUCCACCUGUCCUCAGAGUACUCUAGAGGCAGCCACCAUGGUGACCUGGCUGUGGCCUGGGACAAUAAAGACCAGGUUCAGCAAUCAUGGGACAGAGGCUCCCCUGUGACUCUGGAGGUCACCUGGGCUGACAGGUCCUCUCCGCACAGUGUGGCCUGGGCUAGCUGCCUAGCUGCCUCCCUAGGUCAGCUCCAGGGAACCUGGGGCCUGGGCCCGCUGCAGGCCUGCGCGGCCCUGACUCAGACCCCAGGCAUGUUCAGUGAGCAGCUUGAUCUCUCCUGGGGCCGACGCCGGCUGCAGCAGAACGUGACUUAUGAGAAGCACCAGCCACCCCAGUGGGACAAGAUCCAUGCAGAGGCCACACUAGAGCACAUCCUCCCGGCCUCCUGUGCCCAGCACAGCUUCCAGGGGACGGUGGAGACGGACUACACCCACGAGUUACGCCACACCCUCCGCCUGGGGCUUUGCAACCUGCCCAGGGCCCUCUCCUUCUCCGGGGAGCACAGUCUGGACCAGGGUGCACUCCUGCUGCGUUCUCAGUACCAGCUGGGUCUUGCUCCAGACCCUGACCAGGGCCUGCACUUUAGCCUCACCCUCUACAACCACAGCCGACCUAAUGCACCGGACUUCUCUGGGCAGCUGGAGCUCCAAGGCCCCGGAGCUCAGCAGCUCCUCCUCCUGGGCCGCAUCUCGACCUCGGCUUCCCACAGCUUGGUCCAGCUGGAGGGCAGUGUGGAUAAGGAUGAGAAACUAAGGCUGUUGGUAUCCCGGGCCCUGAGCUGUCUUCAGGCUUCUGUCACCCAUGUAGAAGGGAGCAGAGAAGAAAGUGUGACGCUACAGGCAUGCGCCCACAGGAGAGCCGUGAAGGUGGAGGUCCUGCUCCACAACAGUGGGCAGCAUGCCCAGCCACUGGGCCGCCUGACCCUGCAGGCGGCCAAUCAGAGCCUCGUCCUAGUCGCACAUGGCUGUGAGGGGGCCCUGCUGAGUCACGUGGAGGCCACGAUGACAGCAAUUGGCUCCCGGAUGCGAGCCCAGCUGGAAGAGAAGAUCCAACGCUUGGAUGCCUAUGGGAGAGGGUUCCAGAACCUGGUACAGCCGGUGGGCACCCUGGCCAGAGCAGCAGAUUGCCUGGUGCAAUUGACCCAGGUAGGGCUGGGUGCAGUUCAGGCAGGUGCCCAGGUGGUGGCCACCUUGUGGAGCCGAGGCCAGGCCAGGCUCAAGCUGACCGGUCACCUGCCUCUCUACCUGGAACAGCUGCAGGCAGAGAUGGAGCAGUUGCAGAAUGAGCUGGAACAGCCCCUGGCCACGCUGAAGGAGGCCUACUUGGAGGUGACGCUGCGGCCCCUGGAUGAGGUGUGGCAAGAGCGGGCUGAGGAAGCCAGGCAGUGGCUGCAGGCCGGGCUGCUCAGGCUGCCAGAAAGUUGGAGGCUAAGGCCCAUCCAGGUGGCCCUGGGAGCCAUGAUGGGUGCCCUGGAGCUGGCCACCCACCGUGCACUGUCCUGGGCUGAGGCUGAGGUCUCCUGGGCCUUGAGGAGGCUCUGCAAACCCUUAUGGGACAUAUACAGUUACUCAGCCAGGAACCGCUCCGUGAUGGUAAGGCUACCACUCCUGCCGGGGGACCAGCCCCUGGCUGCGGCCCAGGUGGUCAGUGACCUGGUGGGGGAGAAACUGCUGUGGCCAGUCCGCAAGCUGUAUGAGGCUAACGUGCUGGCUGAGUUCUAUGGGUUCCGGCGGCGUCUGCUGGGGAGCUCCUUCAAGUAUUACGCUGUGGUGGCCGGUGCCAGGUACCUGGUGACUUUCGAUGGACAGGUGUGGGGCCUGGGUCCCUGCUGUGGCAGCUUCCUGCUAUCCAAGGACUUCACUCACCAAACGUUCUCCCUGAUGCUGAGCCGCACAAGCUCGGGGUUCGCGGUCCUUCACGUGGAGCUGAACCACACAGCCCUCGUGCUGUAUCCGAGCCUAAAGGCUUACAAGCUGUAUGACGCUGCCGGGCCUUGGGACGGCUGCUGGGAUUUAGACCCGCCUCCUGCUACGCUGAACACUGGGCCCAAGGUUGAGCUGAGCAGCGAGGAUGGUGUGUCUGUCUCCUGUGACAUGCCAGCAGGCCUCUGCAGCCUGACACUGGGCCUGUGGCACCACGGUGUAUCGGCUGGCCUUCUGGGUACCAACAACAAUGAGGCAGAUGACGAGCUAAUGCUGCCAGAUGGCACGGAUGCUGCCAGCCUGGAGGAGCUCACCCAGGCCUGGCAGGUGGGUGAGGACUGUGAUGCUGUAGAGAGGAUGCAGCAGCCAUGCUCAGGACACAGCACCAUCUGCCAGGCCUUCUUCCAGGAGCCCCGCUCCAGUCUGGGGAACUGCUUCCAGGUGGUGGACCCUGCCCCAUUCCUCAGACUGUGUGUCCAGGACACCUGUGACCCCAUGGAGCUGCAAGCUGCCUGCCACCUAGCGGCUGCCUAUAUCUACCUGUGUGCCCAGGACUCUGUGCCCUUGGCCCUUCCUCUGCAGUGUGGUGGAGCACACACAGGAAACCAGAGAUGCAGAGGCCCAGAGACUAUUGCCACCACGCCAAGUGUCUCAGGUGCCCUAAGGACCCUCUGAGCCUUGUCCACUCAGAACCUGUGCUAGCACUCUGAGGUGACACACCUGUGCCUGUGACCCUGACACAGAGUGGCAGCUGACAGCACAUUUGUUUCUUGAUCCAACCUAGAAGUCAUAGCUGCGGUGAACGACAGGGGAUAUGCCUGAGACCUGAACUCCUGAACUCCUGGGAGUCUGUUUUGUUUUAUUUCUCGAGACAGGGUUUCUCUGUGUAACCAUGAC
Peromyscus leucopus (white-footed mouse) is the source of this 10114-nucleotide messenger RNA. RefSeq lists its product as uncharacterized. The transcript has 66 exons. Gene Ontology annotation, molecular function: lipid carrier activity. Gene Ontology annotation, biological process: lipid transport. The record is from RefSeq and is a predicted model, not a curated record. NCBI's taxonomy places the organism in Eukaryota, Metazoa, Chordata, Mammalia, Rodentia, Cricetidae. Bases 44 to 9892 code for a protein of 3282 amino acids.